AAAUGGAGCGGCGCAAUCAAGUGUUCAAGAAAGUAACGGAGCUCUCCGGGAACAAAACGGAAGCUCUGGACGCAUUUGAUGUGGCUCUAUUUCGAUUCGACGGAGGCCGACAACUUUGUCCUCACCGACCUCGAUGUUCGUUCAUCACCAAAACGAUCCGUACCUUGGAUGGCACUUGCAACAACAUCGCGGAACCCACCUGGGGUAGCAGUGGGGUCGCGUUCCUUAGAUAUCUGGAACCAGAUUAUGCCGACAAGAAGGGACUCCCACGAGGUGGAACGAAAGAUACUGGAAAAGGAGGCAAAACACCCUCCACCGUCAGUUCGUCGUGCAUUGAGAGUCGAGACCGAGCCCUGCCCAGCCCGAGGGAAAUCACUCGAAAGUUCCAUCUAAGUAGAAAUCAAUCAAGUAGCACUCACUCAGAUAUGUUAAUGCAAGUUGGACAGUUCCUGGAUCACGACAUUUCCCUGACUCCGCUCUCGAGAGUUCGAGGGGACUGCUGCCGUUCAAGAGAUUCCAAUUGUUUCCCUUAUUCCAUUCCCAAGGGUGAUCCCACUUUUCGAAACUGUUUCUCUUUCAUGAGGUCCCUAGCUCAUUGUGAGGAUCCUCGAAAAGUGCGAGAGCAGCUCAAUGCGGCCUCAGCUUUUGUGGAUGGCUCUCAAAUCUAUGGGGACACUGUGAGCAAAGCCAACUCAUUACGUCAACGAUCUGGCGGAUCCAUGCGAAUCAGCAAUGAUGGUUUCGGCCUUCAACCCAGGACUGGAUUUGGCGACUCCCGAGGCACCUCUCAUCCGAUGCUGAUCUCCAUCCACACCCUCUUCAUUCGGGAACACAAUCGCAUCGUGCGGGAAUUGGCGGAACUGGACCCGAAAAUGGCUCGAAGCGAUGAGACGACCUUUCAAUUGGCCAGAAAGAUCAUGAUCGCUCAAUGGCAAAACAUUGUGUACUCGGAGUACCUGCCUCAAAUUCUAGGAUCUGCCAAUGCUGACAAAUUCAAUUUAGGUGUGUCGCGAAGGACGAUCUACAACCCCAAGAUAGACCCGUCCCUGAGGAACGAUUUCUCCACCGUCGCGUACAGAUUUGGUCACAGUCAAGUUCAAGAUUCUUACAAGCAAAUCGACACCAGUCGUGCGCAAAGUUUCAGAGACAUCAGGCUGAAGGACGAGUUCUUCAAAGAUCGAAUCGUGGAGGAGGACGGAGGUCGGGGGGUGAACCGCAUUAUUGACGGCCUUAUGGAACGAGGCGUUCAGAACACGGAUCGCUUUUUCUCGGAAACAAUCACUGAGACUCUCUUCGGUGCCAAACUGGACUUGGUCUCCAUUAACAUUCAACGCGGACGAGACCACGGUAUUCCAAGUUACAACGAGUACCGUCGAUUUUGCGGCCUGAGCCCGGCCUGUUCUUGGUCUCAGUCUCCUCGAGAGAUUCCGCCUCAAGAUUGGAAGAGCUUGAGUGGGAUUUACCAGAGCCCCUCGGAUAUUGAUUUCUUUGUUGGUGGGAUGGCAGAGGAGCCUUUUGAAGGUGGCGUUUUGGGUAGGACCUUCAAUUGCAUUGUGGGUCGUCAAUUCAGUGCCUUAAAGGACGGAGACAGGUUCUUCUUCACGCAUCGAACUGGGAAUGGCGUAGCGGAUGCUCUCACGGAUGCAGAAUUCCAAACGAUAAGCAAGAGAACCCUCGGAGACAUCAUUUGUGACAACACCGAGGUGAAGACUGUCAAGAAAGAGGUGAUGGUGCUGAACUCAAGCCCCAAAUGUUGUCAUCAACGCAAUGCACUGGAUUUGACGGCAUUCCUCGCCUCAAGGCCGUAGUGUGGAAUGUUCCAAAGGAAAUAGCACACGCACUUGUUAAUGGGCUGGAACUUUCCCAGCCUUCCUUCUCGAUGCUUCUCUAAUUCAAACCAAGUGUACCAAUGUGUUGAGGCACUUGUUCCAUUUAAAUGUCUUGGGUGUGUUUCGAAUCUGUCACAAUCGUUGAAAGUAGGUGACGGGUUGAAUACUAUAUGAGGUGGGGGAAAGGACGGAUUCGUCCCAGAUAACGUUUGUAAAAAGGUCUUGUAAUGUGUGUAAUGUUGAUGUGGAAUAAACUGACUGUCCAGCC
Tigriopus californicus is the source of this 2097-nucleotide messenger RNA. Its product is annotated as peroxidase mlt-7-like. Gene Ontology annotation, biological process: response to oxidative stress. The record is from RefSeq and is a predicted model, not a curated record. The transcript has a single exon. NCBI's taxonomy places the organism in Eukaryota, Metazoa, Arthropoda, Copepoda, Harpacticoida, Harpacticidae. Gene Ontology annotation, molecular function: peroxidase activity; heme binding. The coding region runs from base 3 to 1808 and encodes 601 amino acids.